AUGGCGCAAUCAUAUCAUCAGUCCCAGGCAGCCCUGGCCGGCUUCCUCGACUCAAUGCAGCAGGACACUGGCAUGUCCGCUUACAACAUAUUCGGCCCCUCGCAAUAUCCCGAGAGCGUCGCGUUCUGGCAUGACCCUUCCGCGCCGCCGCCGCCCAUGGCCCUUCCCGCUCCGUCAUACCCGCCCAAGCAACAGACCCUACUCCAGCCCAUCCCGGACCAGAAGAAACACAAGCGCACCCGUAGUGGUUGCUUUACCUGUCGUUCACGUCGCAUCAAAUGCGACGAGGGUCGUCCGAUUUGCGAGCGCUGCCGGAAGGGUGGUCGGGACUGCGUUUAUCCGUCGCCAACCGCGCAGUCAGCUAAGAGCUCCCGCUCGUCGGCCAAAUCACGUAGCGCUCGCCCUCAGUCGCAGGGUAGUGACUCAUCUGGUAAAGUGGACACCGAGGGAAUCAGCCCGCUUGAACCUAUUAUCGAUGAAGAGGAGCCCGAGGGUACGGAUGUGGGAUCGGGACUAUCGCCAACGAGUGGCAGUGGUACUAGCCAGUUACGACAUGAUCUACACCGCACGCAAAGCGGCCAGUCACUGCGGAAACGCAGCAUCAAACAGCCGUCGGAGGCGGGAUCGUUCCAUCUGGAACCGAGUAGCUCUCCCUCGACCGAGUCAUCGCGGUUCGAGUCGGUGAGUGUACGGUCGGCGAGUAUCAGCCAGUCUACGUUAGACUUGCUCAAUAAUAGUCGACUGUCAGAUGAUUUGCGGUUCUAUCUGGACUUUCAUCAACAGUUCAUCUCGCAUGAACAUUUCUUUUUGAGACAGAGCAGCGCUCGUUUCAUCCAUCACAGCAUUAUCGAACUUGCCCUGGGCUAUGAUCCUUUGCUGUAUGCUUUGGUGGGAUUUGCAGCAUAUCAUCAUACUUUGCAGAGUGGAGGGAAACUCUAUGCAUUUUUGAAGUAUUAUAACAAGGCUUUGGUGCUCUUGCGGAAGUCUUUGGAAUCGGGCGAGGAACACAGUGAAGCAACGUUGUGCACAGUUCUUGUUUUGACGACGUUUGAGGAGUAUAUUGGGGAUUGGGUGAAUCUCAUCGAUCACCAUCAAGCGGCGCAUGCCUUGAUGCGAGAACUCUUAACACCCGAAUCCUCAAAUUUGAUCGAACUCCAUACCAACAUCUUCCUCUGGUACGCACGAUUCGAUGUGGUGGCCGGCAUUCUGGCCGGCACCGAGGCUAUCCUUGGCCGUGACUGGUACAUGGCAAAGGAGCAAUACGACGCCAAUCAAGCAGCCCUGUACCCCGAAGAUCCAAGCAAACAACUUGCUCUUGUCGCCUCCAUCAACCGACGCUUCGGGCUGGAUAUGGCCUCGCUAUAUGCCAAACUCUCGCGGGGCAUGAUCCCAAUGGACCAGUUCGCCCAACAAAAUGAACAACUCGGUCAAACAAUGGAACGUGCCAAGAAUAUCCUGAAACAAUUCGAUGAUUCUGAAGACACCGUACGCUCGUAUCCAAAUCAACAGCCCCUGACGGAUGACGAUAUCGUGGACCCUUACGUACCGGGCUGCAUAUUACAAGGACCCCUCUGGGAUGCAAACUAUGCGAGGAUCGAUCUUCUUUCCACCGAGUUGAUGUUUAAAUAUCAAACCAUGCUUUCUUUGAAGCAACCGCUCUUGCCGGAUCUGCAACGGUUGGCCUUUGAACAAUGUCAGUUGAUGGAGACGAUAUCACGCUGGCCAGAUAGGGGUAAUGGAUAUUGCAUCGGCUUCAAGAACAGUAUCGGUCUCUCCAGUAUGUUUUUGCCCAAGGAUUUGAAGCAUCAGAUGUGGUCGAGGCGCAAGCUGGCCUUGAUGGAGCAGAAGGGGUACAUCAUUGCCCCUCGAUUCCGUGCCGCCAUCGCCGCUAUCUGGCAACUGCCUGAAAUCCAGCACUGGUGGCUUCCUAAUGACGAAGGUUACUCGGACAUUAUCCGCGAGGUCCGAGGCAUGUCUGAAGAGCGUAUGAACCAACCUCUUGAUGAUUUCCGGGAGAAUGUUCGGGAUAUGAAGUCGCUCUUCUGGAAGCUCAGUGUGGAUGGUCAAGAUGAGGAGGGAAGUCCUUCGAGUAGCCAUGCCAGCUAUACCUGA
Penicillium daleae is the source of this 2112-nucleotide messenger RNA. RefSeq names its product Zn(II)2Cys6 transcription factor. Gene Ontology annotation, cellular component: nucleus. The coding region runs from base 1 to 2112 and encodes 703 amino acids. Lineage: Eukaryota; Fungi; Ascomycota; Eurotiomycetes; Eurotiales; Aspergillaceae. The transcript has 3 exons. Gene Ontology annotation, biological process: positive regulation of transcription by RNA polymerase II. Gene Ontology annotation, molecular function: transcription cis-regulatory region binding; DNA-binding transcription factor activity, RNA polymerase II-specific; zinc ion binding. The record is from RefSeq and is a predicted model, not a curated record.